Molecule: messenger RNA, 1427 nt
Organism: Nannospalax galili (Upper Galilee mountains blind mole rat)
Lineage: Eukaryota; Metazoa; Chordata; Mammalia; Rodentia; Spalacidae
Gene: Ceacam16
Product: carcinoembryonic antigen related cell adhesion molecule 16
Exons: 5
Coding region: 156-1427 (423 amino acids)
Source: RefSeq, a predicted model, not a curated record
GAUCCCUCCAAAUUCCGGUGAUCCGCCCCGGUUCCAAAUCUCCGAACCAUCCCAGGUCCAGCUGCAGACCAAGCCAAGCUCCAACCAGGAAGGGCCUCUGAGUGAUUUGGGACGCCAUCACCACCACCAUCUACAAGACUGGCCUGGGGUAGAAUAUGGCCUUGACCUGGGGCGGCUGGCUCUUCCUUGGUGUCUGGAUCCUGAGGACUGGGGCCGAGAUCUCCAUCACCCCGGAGCCUGCCAGGCCAGCAGAAGGGAACAACGCCACACUGGUCGUCCGUGGGCUUUCAGGGGACCUGCUUGCUUACAACUGGUAUGCAGGGCCCACACUCAGCCUGACCUUCCUGGUGGUAAGCUACAUUGUCAGCACAGGCGAUGAGACCCCAGGCCCGGCCCACACAGGGCGGGAAGCUGUGCGCCCUGAUGGCAGUCUGGACAUCCAUGGCGUUUUGCCCAGGCACUCGGGCACCUACAUCCUGCAGACUCUCAACAGGCAGUUUCAGACCGAGGUGGGCUACGGACACAUGCAGGUCUAUGAGAUCCUGGCUCCACCCACGGUCAUGGCCAACGGCACAGCACUGGUGGAGCGUCGGGACACCCUGCGUCUCCUGUGCAGCAGCCCGAGCCCCGCAGAGGUCCGCUGGUUCUUCAACGGUGAUGUCCUGCCAAUUGCUGUCCGCCUGGGUCUGUCCCCUGAUGGCCGGACGCUGACCCGGCAUGGGGUCCGAAGGGAGGAGGCAGGUGCCUACCAGUGUGAGGUGUGGAACCCAGUCAGCGUCAGCAGAAGCGAGCCCCUGAACUUGACCGUAUACUUUGGCCCUGAACGAGUAGCCAUCCUCCAAGACUCCACCACACGUACGGGAUGCACCAUCAAAGUUGACUUCAACAGCUCCCUCACCCUGCGGUGUGUAUCUCGGUCCUGUCCGGAGCCAGAGUACAUCUGGGCCUUCAACGGGAGGGCCUUGAAGAAUGGCCAGGACCACCUUAAUAUCAGCAGUAUGGCCCCAGCCCAUGAGGGCACAUACACCUGUAUUGCUAAGAAUACCAAGACCCUGUUGUCCGGCUCUGCCUCUGUGGUGGUCAAGCUGACUGCGGCAGCUGUCACUACGAUGAUUGUACCUGUACCAACCAAGCCAACGGAGGGCCAGGAUGUGACCCUGACCGUCCAAGGCUACCCCAAGGACCUGCUGGUCUAUGCCUGGUACCGAGGGCCAGUCUCAGAGCCCAAUCGGUUGAUCAGUCAGCUGCCAUCAGGAAACUGGAUCGCAGGCCCUGCAAACACAGGCCGGGAGGUGGGCUUUGCCAACUGCUCACUGCUGGUGCAGAAGCUCAACCUCACAGACGCCGGGCGCUACACACUCAAGACCAUCACACUGCAGGGCAAGACAGACAUGCUGGAAGUGGAGCUGCAGGUGACCUGUGAGUGA